UCGAGUUUGUAUUGGUGGUGAAAUGGGAAGUUAGCGGAGGACAAUUGUCGUCGUCCCCAAUCCAAUAUACACACAACCACAACCCAAAAACAAAAUUUUUGAUUACUUCUCUUCUGGUAUCACACCACAUCUUCGUCCUCAACCUCAAUUCUGUUGUAAACUUUGUUGUUCAUCUUUGAAACUUGGGACGAUUUUCUGCUUGGAAUUGACUAAGAAGGAUUGGAGUUUCUCGCUGCCAUUACUAAUCUAAAGAAGAAGGGAGAGUUUGCUGGUCCAAUUAGGGCUGGCAGCUGUGUGAUUUCCACCACGGCUCUUAGUAAAGAGACUUGUGCUAAGAAGAUUAAUAGGGGUAAACAAUGCAAGGAAACUGUUCCUAAGUUCUUGAUUGCAUCCCCUACGUUUCACGGUGGUCGUGGUGCCCUACCCUCAGCUGGUGGGCAUCCGGCGGAUCUUACCUUCCUUGCUGGUGGUGGUUGCUGAAAUUCGCAUUCGAACUUAUUUUUUGGAUCAUCUAUAUUUGUUAAGAAUACUGAAAUUUUUUGUGGGUAGUUUUCUUUCGGUUAACUAGUUCCUUUGUACAAAUAAUCUAUUUAAACAUGGUUGGGGUCAAGCAACUUGAAGAUGACCAUUUGUUGGCGAAAUCUAAGCAGUCAAAGUUGCCUCAGUUCCUUGAAGGUAUCAAAGUCCCUCUUUACCACUUUGGUAGCCAAUCUCUGAUGGAUCAUAAAUCAUUUGGAGAGGUUUCAUGCAUCUCUGAAGACGGAGAUAGCAUUUUAGACACUCUUCUUCUUUCCCAGUGGGAAGAUCGAGUGAUGAAAGGAAUCUUCCGAUAUGAUGUGACAGCUUCUGAAAUUAAGGCUGUUGAAGGCAGGAAAAAGUUUCUUGCUCAGUUGAAUGAAGAAUGGAUAUCGGAUCAUUUUCCAAAGCCAGGAGAGAACGAAACUACUUUCUAUCAAGAGGAUGUAUUUCCAUUCAAUUUCAUGAAACAGCAUGAUGAGCUACUUUUCUGUGUUGCAAGCAGCGAACAAACAAAUCCUGAAUUAAUUUCUUCAGCUGUUUUGCCUGACAAUGCCUUUUUGAUCUUUAUAAAUGCAUCUCCGGUGGAAUAUGGCCAUGUCUUGCUGGUACCAUAUCUCUCUAAUAGUUUUUACCAACUUCUGGAUGCAAACAUCUUGGAAAUGGCUGUCAGGGUUGCUGUUGAAAUAAAUAAUUGCUGUUUCCGGUUGUUUUAUGACUUUUCACCUGAUGCUUCUCAUCUACAUUUUCAGGCCUGCUAUUUUCCCAACCCUUUAGCUGUUGAGCUCAUGCCUGUUGAUACUAUUUUUGGUGACUUACAAAGUUGGAUGCACAUCUCAGUUGUUACCGAUUACUCAAUUAAGACCCUCCUACUCGAGAGCAAUCAGAAGUUUAAAAUAAUGAUGGAGGUUCUUGUCAAUAUUUGCUAUUGUCUACAGGAGUUGAGCAUUUUAUACAGUCUUCUGAUAUCUGAUUGUGGGAAAAAGAUCUUUUUAUUUCUUCAGAAGUCAAAAGACUCUUCCUCCCUUUCAGCUUGGGAGUGCGGAGGCUACUUCAUGUAUAAAUCAAGGUCAGAAUUCGAUGAGUGUACUGAGAAGACUAUUCUAAAACGCCUCAGCUCUGUAUCAAUCGAUGACGACGGUUUCAAAGCCGUGAAGCUGCUCUGUUGCAGCAUUGCAAGUAAAUUUGGUGUUUGAUUUUCGGACCUAUGGUCAGGAGGUUCAUGGCAAAAAAAACUGCUUCUAAAUAAAAGUCCUUGAUACUUCUUUCUAAUAUUGACAUGUAUUCAAGUUUCCAACUUGCUUAUGACUCCUUCAGUGUCUUGAAUAAAAUAAAAAACACAAUCAGAGAACUCUUCUGCCACUUAAUAAUAUAUAUUCAUGGUGAUUGAAGCAUUAUUCA
Messenger RNA from Humulus lupulus (European hop), 1917 nucleotides. Its product is annotated as GDP-L-galactose phosphorylase 1-like. Bases 597 to 1712 code for a protein of 371 amino acids. The transcript has 9 exons. The record is from RefSeq and is a predicted model, not a curated record. NCBI's taxonomy places the organism in Eukaryota, Viridiplantae, Streptophyta, Magnoliopsida, Rosales, Cannabaceae. Gene Ontology annotation, biological process: glucose metabolic process. Gene Ontology annotation, molecular function: GDP-D-glucose phosphorylase activity. Gene Ontology annotation, cellular component: cytoplasm.